Messenger RNA from Stylophora pistillata, 2259 nucleotides. RefSeq names its product putative ammonium transporter 1. Gene Ontology annotation, cellular component: plasma membrane. NCBI's taxonomy places the organism in Eukaryota, Metazoa, Cnidaria, Anthozoa, Scleractinia, Pocilloporidae. The record is from RefSeq and is a predicted model, not a curated record. Gene Ontology annotation, molecular function: ammonium channel activity. Gene Ontology annotation, biological process: ammonium transmembrane transport; ammonium homeostasis.
UUAUGCAAACAGGAUUUGCUUUCCUCGAAGCCGGAUCAGUGAGAUCGAAGAACACAACGAAUAUCCUAAUAAAGAAUUUCUUGGACGUGUUUAUCGGUGCAGUGGCUUACUGGUUGUUCGGUUACGCCUUUGCAUUUGGUGCGGAAAGCAAUGUCUUUAUUGGACACAAGUAUUUCGCACUGGCCGAUUUACCAGCUGAAAAAUACUCUCAUUGGUUUUUCCAUUUCGUUUUCGCGGCCACAGCAGCAACGAUUGUCAGUGGUGCCAUGGCGGAGAGGACGGAGUUCAAGGCAUAUCUCGUCUAUUCCGUGUUUUUGACUGGCUUUGUGUACCCCGUAGUCACUCACUGGGCUUGGGAUGGAAAUGGUUGGCUGGCCACUGGUUUGAAAUACACUAAAGACAAUGUAACUAUGUCUGUAACAUACCAGGAUUUCGCUGGUAGUGGGGUUGUUCAUGUUGUUGGUGGUGCUGUCGCAUUGAUUGGAGCUAGUCUUGUGGGGCCAAGAAUAGGAAGAUUCGUUCAUGGUGUCCCAGUUGUUAUCUCAGGCCAUACUGUACCGAAAGCAGCUUUGGGAGGAUUCAUCGUGUUCUUUGGUUUUCUGGCAUUCAAUGGCGGCUCUCAGGCAGCCAUUGCAAAUGAGGGCGAUGCAAAUGCUGUAGCAUUGUCCAUCGUCAACACGGUCCUUGGAGGAGCUUCAGGUGCGCUAACUGCCAUGAUCAUCAAACGUCUGGGCUUUGUAGACAAGUAUUGGAGCCUGCUGUUCACCAUCAAUGGUGGACUUACAGGGAUGGUUGCCAUGUGCGCAGGUUGUAAUGUCGUCCAUCCCUAUGUUGCUGCAUUUAUUGGUAUCAUCGCUGGGAUGGCUUACGUGGCUUGGAGUACUGUGAUGCUUCGUGUGAAGGUUGAUGACCCCCUGGAUGCUGUAGCUGUUCAUCUCGGAGGUGGUCUUUGGGGCGUACUGUCUGUUCCCAUCUUCAACAAGGAAUCUGGAAUAUUUUACGCCGGAGACGAUCAUUCAUUUCGUUUGUUUGGCUGGAACCUUCUGGGAGUACUUGUCAUAUGGGCUUGGUCCUCAAUACUGGCUUUUAUUUUAUUUAUCAUUUUGCGUCUAACCAAACAGCUUCGAGUCAGUGAAGAAAUCGAGUUGAAAGGUCUUGACAUUCCAAAACACGGUGAGCCCGCAUAUCCAUUGGAAAGCUACGGAGACGGCUGGAACGAAUCUCCAUCAGCGAAGAGGCAAACCUUUCCGUUUACUCAGCACCCCCCUAUUCUGCAGAGCCAUGUUUCACUCCGAAAUGGCCAACCUCCAAAUGGCUCAAAGCGCAAUGGUCAAGUUUCCACUCCAGUCCAGAAUGACCAGAUUUCUAAUAUUGAAGAAAACGUCAUCCGCAAUCCAGCUGUUGAUGUCAUCAAACCAAGUCAUAUGGUAGAUACAGCAUUUUAAUGACCACUUAGUAAAUAUGAACGUAGAACACAAAUCGAGUUCUGAGCAUCAUUUUGGAGAAAACCCGAAUUAGUAAGCACAGUGUUAUACUUUUUAAUUUGCAAGCUGAGGGCAUAUAUUGGCAAAAGAAGGUAGAUCUCUCAGGAUCGUUUUCAGCAAAUACGACUUUGUUGCGCGUUGAGAGUUUUCGCUUUUAUAUUUAAUCUUUUUCAAGUAUGCAGCAUUCGGAAAUAUCAAAAGAUCAGAGAUGUUCCAAGCAUGGUCUAGGCAGAACCGAGUACUUGACUGAGGGAGGCGUCUUUUUUUCCUAUUUUACCUUUUCAAGCUAGAGGCAAAUCAGUAAUUAGCAAGGAUAGAUCAAGAUAUCUACAUCGUUUUACGAAAAUCCGUAGGAAUUGCUGCGCAUAGGCAGAAUUUUCCAUGUCAUAUUUAUUUUAAUUUAUUUUUUUUCAAUUAAAAGAUUAAGGAAUACAAAGAUCUAGAUAAAAACUUUGUUCGAGGCAAAUCUGGGUUUAAUUAAUAAGCACGGGGAGAGUUUUCGUUUCCAUGUAUAUAUUAUUAAUUUGGAGAUCAUUUGGGAAAAUUAGAUCGAGGAAUCAUCAUCUUUUUGGGAAAUUCUGAGUUAGUUGCCAGGAAAGGAGGGGGUUGCCCUCUUACGCACACUCUUUCUUAAUUUGAACGAUCAUCAAUUUCAGCGAAGAUUUCCCUUUCAAACGAGAUAAACUGACUGCAGCAGCCCCAGGAAGUAUAACAUGGUUAAACUUGUAUAGAUGUAAAGGAGUGAGAAAAAAAUAAAGGUUAAAAACUGAGUAAA